AUGUCGGCUUUGCCCGACCCUCUCGUGAGAAGAAACCGGGGCUACUUAGGCAGUGACAGCUCCGCCUUGUCCGCUCGCGAUAUUCAGGACCGCAGUCAGUUGCGUUAUGAGCUCGAUCUCAACUCGUGGAACCUGCGUAUUUGGGGCGUAGCCGCAUCGGGUUUUCUAACAGAUUCCUACAACCUCUUUUCCACAAAUGUUAUUCUUGCCUCCAUAGCAUUUGUGUACUGGCCUUCACCCGGCGAAAGAUGGCAAGGGCUGCUCAUCAACUUCUUCACUCUUCUGGGAUCCGUGAUUGGUCAAUUGCUCUUUGGCUUUCUGGCCGACUUCUAUGGACGAACACGCCUUUAUGGCAUUGAGCUUGUACUUGUCAUUGUGUCGACAAUUGGUGUUGCCACUAGCAGCUAUGGCUUCGAUGACAUGAGCUUCUUGGCUCUUUUCAUCUGGUGGCGCUUCGUGAUGGGUAUCGGCAUCGGUGCCGAGUAUCCCCUUAGCGCAGUCAUAACCUCAGAAUGGUCGAGCACUCAGUCCAGGGGAACUAUGAUCUCUUCUACAUUCAUGAUGCAGCCCAUAGGCCAAGCUCUUGCCCAACUUGUCGGCCUCUGGGUUCUCGUCGGUCGUGACAAAAGCGAGGGCCUACAAGCCAUGCAGUGUGGCCUCGACACGAAAUAUGAUAGGGAAUGUCGCCGCGCCGUCGAUGGCAUUUGGCGCAUCGUCAUCGGCUCUGGCGCCGUCCCCGCUCUUUUAGCCAUCAUUUUCCGGUUCUUUUUAGUAUACGGCGCUCCUGCUGGCGCGACAGCCGGCUACCCCAUGACCCCUCAAGAUGGGAUGCAACCAUCCAACUCACAACAGCCUAUGCCCAUCCAAUUUUCUAAGCAGGAUCUUUACAGGUACUUCAUCGAAGACGGAAAUUGGUACUACCUACUAGGCACCGCUGCAACAUGGUUUUUCCUUGAUGUAAGCUUCUAUGGUCUCAGUCUUGACAAUAGAGGGACUCUGUCAGACAUGUGGGCGACCACGGGACCGACGCCCAUCGACGACCGGCUACCGUGCUGGAACUCCAAGUUUCCUGACGGCAACGCAACCGCACGACUAUGGAGCCAGACCGGCCUUCCGGUCUGGCAGACGGACGCAACUCUACCUUGCAACACCAUCUAUGAUGUGCUUCUGGAACAGGCCAAGCAGUAUUUGUUGACUGUGUCCAUCGCCUCGAUCGCCGGCAGUGCCUGUUUUGUCGUCGCUGCCAAUAGGAUCCCGAGAAGACUUUGGCUCACAGUUUCCUUUUUCGUUCUGGCUAUACUAUUUGUCAUUACGGGUUGUGUAUACUAUGGCGUCAACAGAACCCCCGGAGCGCCGGCGACUGUCGUAUUUGUGGCGCUAUGCCACUUCAUGUUCAACUUUGGGGCAAACACCCUGACCUUCAUCAUCCCAGCGGAAAUCUUCCCAACCUGUUACCGCUGCACCUGCCACGGCAUCUCCGCUGCCGCCGGAAAGCUGGGCAGCAUCGUGGCCCUCCUCGUCGUGUAUGGCAUCAACUCGUCCUACACCGCCGUCAAUCGGCAGGGACUCAUCUUUUUGCUCUUUGGCUCCUUUGUCGCCGUCGGCGCCGUCUUCUCUUGGGCCUAUCUGCCCGACUCCCAGCGGUGGGUCAUUGACGAGGACACCGGGCGGCGCGUGCUGGAGCAGAAAACGCUCGAGGAGCUGGGAGAGGGGCGUGAGAGGGCGAGGCAACUAGGCGAGGUGAUUACUGUCAAGGAAAAGUGGCAUGAUCUGAAGAGGAGGAGGGUGUCGCCUUCGCCUUCGCAGGCAACGAAUCCGUAA
This is a messenger RNA of Colletotrichum tamarilloi, 1821 nucleotides long. RefSeq names its product phosphate transporter. The transcript is spliced from 9 exons. Gene Ontology annotation, cellular component: membrane. Lineage: Eukaryota; Fungi; Ascomycota; Sordariomycetes; Glomerellales; Glomerellaceae. The coding region runs from base 1 to 1821 and encodes 606 amino acids. Gene Ontology annotation, molecular function: transmembrane transporter activity. The record is from RefSeq and is a predicted model, not a curated record. Gene Ontology annotation, biological process: transmembrane transport.